Helobdella robusta is the source of this 537-nucleotide messenger RNA. RefSeq lists its product as hypothetical. Lineage: Eukaryota; Metazoa; Annelida; Clitellata; Rhynchobdellida; Glossiphoniidae. The record is from RefSeq and is a predicted model, not a curated record. The transcript is spliced from 3 exons. The coding region runs from base 1 to 537 and encodes 178 amino acids.
AUGUCUUGUAACAAUGACAACAACUUGAAUCAAGCCAAGUCGAGUGCUGUUAAAAACAAUAACAACGCUAAUAGCGUCAACAACAGUUUUAUUAACACGAACAACUCAGGCAUUAGUAACAACUGCAACAACAACAGCUCGAUCUAUUCACAUUCAUCAAGGAUCAAUUCUGUUGGACCAUCAAUGCAAUAUAAUGCACAUGACGGUGGUAUUAAUCAAUCAUUGGACCUCAUCUCUCGUUUUUAUAAUUCUUGUAUUGCCAGUUCAUACAACCAGAGCAGAUAUGCUGCAGGAAAGGAUGCUUCCAUGGAUUGCAAGCAGAAGUUCAAGACAAUGAAGGAUCGAAGCUACAGUGAAGGUCAUUACAGACCUGAGUACCCUUACGAGAAUGGCGAUGUUUCUGUAGAUGGCGUGCACAUGGACGUUGUACACAUGGAGGGUGAUGUGGACAUGACAGGAUAUGAUGAUCCUUCCCUGGUGAUUCAGCUACUUCUUAUUUAUUUUCUGAAUGACCUUUCCUUCUUGGAAUCAUGUUGA